GAAAUGGAAAUAGAGAAAAAAGAAGCAGAAAAGCACAUGGCUGAAUUGAAAGAGGAAGAGCAAGACAUUAAGGAGAGUAUCAACAAGAUGAGAGACAACCUUGAGCAGAACACGGCUGAAAUACAACAACAGAGACAUGAGAUAGACAGGGCAAUGGGAGAAUUACACAUCAAAAAGAAUGAACUAGAACUAAGCUCUAUAGAGGUCAAUAAACAGAGAGAUGAGAUGUCAAAUGAAAAGAUCCAGGUGGAGCAAGACAAACAAAAUAUUCGAGGUAAAAAGGUUGAACUGGAACGGAUCAAGACUGAGUUACAAGAAAAGUCAGAGAAUCUAGAUCAACUCAUGGACAUGACAAAACGAGAAAAGGACGGCCUUGAAGAGAUUUCUGGCCAGAUUCAGAAGGAAAAAGAGGAUAUUACAAAACAAAUGGAAGAUGUCAAGAAUAGAAUACUGGAUCUGGAGGCAAUGAAAGCUGAAGUUGAGUCAGAGAAACAAGGAAUUGAAGACAUCAAGAAGAUGCUGUCAGAUGAAAGAGAUGACCUGAAACAGAUGAAGAUUGAGUUGGAAAGCCAACACCUACACAUUGACAACACCAAGGGUAGGAUUAAUAUGGCAAUGGAUAAGUUGGAAGAGAGGAAGACUGAAAUGGAAAAAGAGAAAAAAGAAGCAGAAAAGCACAGGGCUGAAUUGAAAGAGGAAGAGCAAGACAUUAAGGAGAGUAUCAACAAGAUGAGAGACAACCUUGAGCAGAACACGGCUGAAAUACAACAACAGAGACAUGAGGUAGACAGGGCAAUGGGAGAAUUACACAUCAAAAAGAAUGAACUGGAACUAAGCUCUAUAGAGGUGAAUAAACAGAGAGAUGAGAUGUCAAAGGAAAAGAUCCAGGUGGAGCAAGACAAACAAAAUAUUCAAGGUGAAAAGGUUGAACUGGAACGGAUCAAGACUGAGUUACAAGAAAGGUCAGAGAAUCUAGAUCAACACAUGGACAUGACAAAACGAGAAAAGGAGGGCCUUGAAGAGAUUUCUGGCCAGAUUCAGAAGGAAAGAGAGGAUAUUAGGUAG
Messenger RNA from Hypomesus transpacificus, 1065 nucleotides. RefSeq names its product trichohyalin-like. The coding region runs from base 4 to 1065 and encodes 353 amino acids. The record is from RefSeq and is a predicted model, not a curated record. The transcript is spliced from 2 exons. NCBI's taxonomy places the organism in Eukaryota, Metazoa, Chordata, Actinopteri, Osmeriformes, Osmeridae.